AAUCACGGAUGUAAAUGAUCACUCUCCUAGUUUUCCUGAAAGGGAACAGAUAUUUGAAAUAGCUGAGCACACAUUACCAGGAAAGCGAUUUCAACUGCAAUCUGCACGCGACCCGAUAAUGGAGUAAACUCUAUUCGUACGUACACUUUAACGUCAAAUGAACAUUUUGAAGUAGAUAUCCGCCAAAGCGAUGAAGAUAAAAUACCAUUUCUAGUGCUAAAGAAAUCGUUGGACAGAGAACAAAAGAACAAACACACGCUGCUGGUUACUGCAGUUGAUGGAGGUAAACCUCCAAAAUCGGGCACACUUAAUGUGUCUAUUAUUGUGCUGGAUAGUAAUGAUAAUCGACCGAUGUUUAGUCAGGAGAUUUACCACAUUUCAAUACACGAAAAUAUUGCACUCGGUACUUCAAUAUUUAAAAUGAAUGCAACGGAUCCAGACGAAGGCACAAAUAGUGAUAUUGAAUAUAGCCUAGGAAAAAUCUUAAAACGAAAAAUCUAUGAUAUGUUUGAGUUGGACAAAUUAACUGGAGAUAUUACAGUUAGGGGAAAUGUUGACUAUGAAGAAAACGACGUUUAUAAACUGGAUGUUGAGGCGUCAGAUAAAGGAACACCUCCACUGACAGGUGAGUGUAGAGUCGUUAUAAAGAUAUUAGACGUCAACGAUAAUACACCGGAAAUAGAAGUCACAUCACUCGCAGAUACAGUGUCUGAAGAUUCAAAACCGGGAACAAUUAUUUCCCUUAUCAGCGUAACGGACAAAGACUCCGGUGUCAACGGAAAAAUAAUAACAAGCAUAACCUCAGACGUUCCGUUUGAAUUAAAGCCCUCCUAUAAGGAAAACACUUACUCGGUUGUCACUAAGGGAUUAUUGGAUCGAGAGCAGGUGUCACAUUAUGAAAUAACAAUAAAAGCCACUGAUUGUGGUGAACCUCCCUUAUAUACAUUUAAAACUCUCAACAUUCAGAUAUCAGAUGUAAACGACAAUCGUCCUCUUUUCAAUAAAACGCCUUUAGAGUUUUAUCUCGUAGAAAAUAACAUUGCCGGAAAUUCUAUAUUCUCUGUAAGUGCAACAGACAAUGACUUGAAUGACAAUUCAGCUAUUUCGUAUAGUAUAGUGAGACAAGGCAGUCAAAAUGACUUAAUGUCUUUCCUAAAUAUCAACUCUGAAACUGGAGAUAUAUCAGCGCUAAAAAUCUUUGACUUUGAGACUCUGAAAACGUUCCAGUUCCAAGUUGUCGCCACAGAUUCUGGAACUCCGUCACUAAGCAGCAACGUCACAGUGCACGUGUUCAUUCUGGAUCAGAACGACAACGCUCCAGUCAUCCUGUAUCCGGUCAGCUCUAACGGUUCUGCUGAAGGUGUGGAGGAGAUUCCCCGCAAUGUGAACGCAGGACACUUGGUGACUAAAGUCAGAGCCUAUGACGCUGAUAUAGGAUAUAACGGCUGGUUACUGUUCUCACUUGCAGGAAGUUACUGCCCACAGUCUCUUUGGUUUGGACCGCUAUACAGGACGGAUCAGAACACUUCGCUCAUUCACAGAGACAGACGAGGCUGA
Molecule: messenger RNA, 1557 nt
Organism: Gymnodraco acuticeps
Lineage: Eukaryota; Metazoa; Chordata; Actinopteri; Perciformes; Bathydraconidae
Product: protocadherin alpha-8-like
Exons: 1
Coding region: 352-1557 (401 amino acids)
Biological process (GO): homophilic cell-cell adhesion
Cellular component (GO): plasma membrane
Molecular function (GO): calcium ion binding
Source: RefSeq, a predicted model, not a curated record